CUGUGCACCGCUCUUCUUCAGUUGUCAAUUCCAUACAUCUUUAUAUCAUCAAGUCGACUCUGGUAUCCUUACUGUUAUAAGAUUUCACCAUAAGGUGUAGCAUAUGACACAGGGAGAGAAAACCGAUGCAGAGGACAGCUGCUUAAAAAACCCAGGCGUCUUUACACCUAGUGUAAACGAUUGUUCUCAAAUUAAAAAUCUCGAAAAAUCUGGGGUAAAUUCGAUUUUACCUAAAUUGGAGGGGGUGGACGACAACAACAACAACGCAGAGGGCCCUAUAACUUUCAACGAGAAUCUUGAAAAGGGUGUUGUUCAGAAUGGUUCCGAACAACCAUGUGAUGGAACUUCAAUUUCAGAUGAUGAAAAGGAUAACUUUCCCGACGGCGGUUUGAAGGGUUGGUCCGUCGUAGUGGGAUCGUUCUGUGGCUCAUUUGCAGUCUUUGGAAUCCUCAAUUGCAGUGGUAUCUUGUUGGACUACUUCUCCACUCAUCAAUUGCAGGGAUAUGCCACUGGUGAUGUUGGAUGGAUCUUUGGAGUAUCACUCUUCUUGACCUUCUUGGGUGGUACACCAGUUGGUCCAAUAUUCGAUGCAUAUGGCCCCAGAGUCUUGAUCUUCUGUGGGAGUAUCUUGUUGGUUUUGUCCAUGAUGUUGCUUGGAUUAUGCGGUGAAUAUUGGCAGAUUUUCAUAGUAUAUAGUGUUCUCAAUGGCAUUGGUGGAGCCAUGGUGAAUACUCCAUGUAUUUCUUCAAUCGCUCAAUACUUUCAAGCAAAGAGAGCUUUUGCUACUGGUAUUGCAAUGACUGCUGGAAGUGUUGGUGGAGUUGUAAUCCCUCUCAUGCUUCAACGCCUCUUUCCCACCAUCGGUUUUGCAUGGGCAACACGGAUAUUGGGAUUCAUCCUUUUUGUGCUCCUCAUAUUAACAAACCUCCUCGUUACUAGUCGUAUUCCCAAGAAGCCACUUCCUAGCAUGAAGAGUAUUCUUCCGUAUUGGCCCGCGUUCAAGGAGCCGUCUUUCGUCUUCCUUACCAUAGCGAUCUUCCUUCUUGAAUGGGGCAUUUUUGUUCCUCUGACAUACAUCACACCAUAUGUUGUCGCAAAUGGCCAAUCAACAUCAUUUGGUUUCUACAUAGUUUCCAUUCUCAAUGCUGGUUCAUUUGUCGGCAGAUUGGGAGCAGGCUAUGUGGCCGAUCGCCUUGGUUAUGUGAAUACACUCAUUGUCUCUGUCGCUUUGUGCGUAGUAACAUGCAUAGCACUGUGGCUACCAGCUGGAGACUCCCAAGCUGUAGCCCUUGUUUUCGCUGUAUUAUUUGGACUUGUUAGUGGUAGCAACCUUAGUCUGAGUCCAGUAUGCGUUGGGCAGCUGUGUGGUGUUGAAAAAUUCGGUACUUACUAUUCUACAUGUUGGAUGAUAGUUUCAUUUGGCACAUUGACUGGAUUGCCUAUUGCUGGACAGAUCCUGACGGCUAGCGGAGGUGACUAUACAUGGUUGAUUGUUUUUGCCGGACUCUCCUAUGCACUGGCUGGGACCUUCCUCGUUGCUGCAAAAGUUGCAAAGCUCGGGUGGUCAAUUACUAAGAAAUACUGAUGAGACUGAAUGGUUUAUGAUGCAGAUGAUUGUCCAUCUUGUAUUUUCCCUCUAGAAGUUUACACAGCUACCUAGUAAGAUAUCUUCUAUCUGAGUGGGAAAACGGUAUAGGACAAACGACCUCGUUUUGGUACAAUCAUCUCGACAAUUUUAUUUCUUGACGCUCUUUCCGCAUAUAUUCGCACACAGUUACAUUCUUACAACAUUGAAAAAGAACUGGAUUAAACGAUAGGAUGAAUCCAGAUUGUCAGGCUAGACAUACUAAAUAGGGAGGAUUUAGCGAGUUAUUUGUAGUACCUAUCUAAUGGAUCUGUCUAUCUCACUUUCCCUCUUCACACAUAUCUUAAAUAUGCAGCAUAUGUAGCAAUAUUACACACUCAUUUAUAUCUC
Molecule: messenger RNA, 1975 nt
Organism: Botrytis porri
Lineage: Eukaryota; Fungi; Ascomycota; Leotiomycetes; Helotiales; Sclerotiniaceae
Exons: 2
Coding region: 104-1585 (493 amino acids)
Biological process (GO): transmembrane transport
Cellular component (GO): fungal-type vacuole membrane
Molecular function (GO): transmembrane transporter activity
Source: RefSeq, a predicted model, not a curated record